AUGGGGCCCGAAGCCUCAUCCGAGUUCUUCAACAUCAACGGCAGCAUCCAGUCCGCCAAUACAAGCCUCUACCUCAACGUGGGCAGCGACAGCACCUCGUACAAGACACUCACGUUCGGCACGGCGGCGUCGACGAGCGCGUGGGCCCUCGAGGGCGACACAAUCAUCACCGCGCAGAGUAGUUCCUGGGGCCGGCAGCUCAACUUCCUUGCUUGCAAACUGGACGGGGACUACUGGCAGGUCUACUUGCAGACAGGCAGCGCGACGCCCAGUGGAGGCACCUGCAGCAAUUACCAGUCGCUGCAUCUGCCGUGUCUCUGUUGA
Messenger RNA from Diaporthe citri, 324 nucleotides. RefSeq lists its product as uncharacterized. The transcript has 3 exons. The coding region runs from base 1 to 324 and encodes 107 amino acids. The record is from RefSeq and is a predicted model, not a curated record. NCBI's taxonomy places the organism in Eukaryota, Fungi, Ascomycota, Sordariomycetes, Diaporthales, Diaporthaceae.